AAAAGAUCUGUAACAAAGAAAAAAAAUGGUGAAUCAGAUAAACCUGCAUGAUGAAAAAGAAGAAGAAGAAAAGGAGAAUUAUCCUCUGAUUACAACCAAAGUAGUUGAAUACUUGCAGCCAGUAAUGUGUCGAGAGCUUCUCUGUAAAUUUCCAGACAACUCUGCUUUUGGAUUCGAUUACUCACAGAGCUCUCUCUGGUCUCCUCUCUUGCCUAGAAACUACGCUAGUCCGUCCGAUCUAGACUCUGGCUCCUCCGACGGUUGCGUUUGUAGGAACCUUAAGCUCGGAGAUUUUCAUGUAGGCAAGAAGAAGAAGAAUAUGAUGAAGAUGUCAAUGAACAAGAAUAAGAAGAAGAAGAAGUUGGUGAAAUUAGAUAUGACUUCGAUGAAGAAUGAAGAUUCUCCUAAACUUGGUUGCUUUCCAAUUCCUACCAAGGGAUGGAAUGGUGUGUUAAAGGCAGCUUCAAAACAUUUCAAGAAAUCAAGAAAGAAGAGAGAUUCGGUAGCUGAUGCCAAGCUUCUCAACUUCAAAUGAUUAGAUUAUUGUAUUCGAGUUAAAUUCUUACAUCUGUUUAUUUAUAAUAAAAAUGUUUCUGUUUAUGGUCGCCAUUGUAAUCAUUUGAAGUGUUUGAUCGUAGAUUAUAUAUAUACAAGUGACUGCUUUUAUU
Messenger RNA from Capsella rubella, 668 nucleotides. RefSeq lists its product as uncharacterized. The coding region runs from base 26 to 535 and encodes 169 amino acids. The transcript is spliced from 2 exons. Lineage: Eukaryota; Viridiplantae; Streptophyta; Magnoliopsida; Brassicales; Brassicaceae. The record is from RefSeq and is a predicted model, not a curated record.